Messenger RNA from Callorhinchus milii (elephant shark), 2694 nucleotides. It is a transcript of the gene fign, whose product is annotated as fidgetin. Gene Ontology annotation, molecular function: ATP hydrolysis activity; ATP binding; microtubule severing ATPase activity. Lineage: Eukaryota; Metazoa; Chordata; Chondrichthyes; Chimaeriformes; Callorhinchidae. The coding region runs from base 308 to 2602 and encodes 764 amino acids. The transcript is spliced from 3 exons. The record is from RefSeq and is a predicted model, not a curated record.
GUCCUGGGAAGCAGACUGGUUUGAAAACUUGGAAGGAUUUCACCAUGAUCCUCAGCCCCUGCCUGUGCCCUGAGCUGCUCAGCCCAGCAGUGAAGGCAGGAGUCUGGCUGCCAACCUGUGGGAGGAUGCUGUGAGAGAGCAGGUUAAAUGAAUACCUGACGGUGGGGGAAAGAGAGAGAGAAAAAAGGGCCCAAGGUUUUUCAAAGCAAGUGAAAUUUGAUAGCCAGAGGAGAGCAGAGGAAAAGUGGCUAAUGAAAAUCUAACCGUCGGAAUUCUACAUGUGAAUCCAAUUGUGUGGCUGCGAGCAAUGAUCAGCAGUGUCUCUGUUUAUGGCUUGAAGAUGCAGUGGACGCCAGAACACGCACAGCCUCUCAGCCAGUGGCCCGAACAGCACUUUGACAUCUCGUCCACCACUCGCUCCCCGGCCCACAAAGUCGACGUGUUCCGAGGUCACCUGCAGCGAACCUACCAGUACGCCUGGGCCAAUGACGACAUCUCCGCCCUCACCGCCUCCAACCUGCUCAAGAAAUACGCGGAGAAGUACUCGGGGAUUCUCGAGGCCCCCGGCGAGCGAGGCUUGUUGAACAGCUACUCCGAGCUGGUGCCCGGUCUGGUGAACGGACGCAAAAAUGAGAGCGAGCUGUGGCAGUCGGCUGUCACCUCCGACAGCGUGUACUCCAUGAGCUGUGUGCCCGACGUGAUUACGGUCAGCAAGUCGGGGCUGACCGCGGUCCUCCCAACACCUGCGGAUGCUUCCGGUGGCACGAUGGGCAGCCCCCCCGGGGUGGAGUCGGGCUACUCCAGCUCCACCUGUAACAGUCACGCUGUCCCAGGCCUUCACUCCGGCCUCCAGCCCGUGGGAACGUCUCAGGAUUACGUCACCGGUUACAACGGCUCUUACCUCCACUCGAGUUACAGCAGCCAGUCGGCCUCGGGCCAUCCCUCACCUCACCCCUCACCUUUACACAGCUCCGGCCUGCUCCAGCCCCCGCCCCCCCCGCCUCCCCCCAGCCUAGUCCCAGGCUACAACGGAGGCUCCCCCAACCUCUCAGCGGUGUACAACUACCCCCCCGCUAGCUACCCACCGCAGACCCCUGGAUACAGUCCUGGGGGUGGUGCCCCCCCACCCUCCACUUAUCUGCCCUCGGGUAUCCCUGCUCCCACCCCCCUCCCCCCCACCACUGUCCCCGGUUACAGCUAUCAGAGUCACGGGCUGUCACCUCUCGCCCCGUCCCCGCUCAGCAACAGCUCGGCCCAUUCCCUGAAGAGGAAAGCUUUCUACAUGGCGGGGCAGGGGGAGCUGGACUCCAGCUACGGCAGUUACAGCUACGUACAGCAGCGGACUGCACAGAGCCCCAUGUACCGGAUGCCAGACAAUAGCGUCUCGAACGCGAGCCGGGGAAACGGCUUUGACAGGAGCGUGGAGUCGGUAUCGUUAGCAUUUAAACCCACCAAGCAGCUGAUGGUCGUCGACCAGCAAAGGAAGUUCAGCAGCCAGUCAGGCCGGGCGCUGACCCCGCCCUCGUACAGCGCUAGCAAGAAUUCUUUGGGCCCAGCCUCGAGAUCGAGCGAACCUUUCGGGAAAUUCCCUUCGCCGGUGAUGAGCGACCACAGCGAGGAGCAUAGACAGCUCCUGCCUCAUCCCUUACAGGCCACGGGAAUCCGUGCGGCUACCUCAUCCAACAGGCUCCCAGACGAGCAGUUGAAGAACGCAGACCCACACCUCAUCGAACUGGUCACCAAUGAAAUCAUCAACCAGGGCCCUCCAGUCGACUGGAGCGACAUCGCGGGACUGGAAAUGGCCAAGGCCGCAAUCAAAGAGGAGGUUUUAUGGCCCAUACUGAGGCCAGAUGUGUUUACGGGACUCAGCGCGUUGCCCAAAAGCCUCCUGUUCUUUGGGCCUCGAGGGACAGGCAAGACUCUGUUGGGCAGGUGCAUAGCCAGUCAGCUGGGGGCCACCUUCUGCAGGAUCAGCGGCUCCGCACUUAUCUCCAAGUGGCUGGGGGAAGGCGACAAGAUCCUCCACGCCUCGUUCCUGGUGGCUCGCUGUCGCCAGCCGUCGGUCAUCUUCAUCAGCGAAGUGGAUCUGCUCCUCUUCUCGGAGGUCAGCGAGGAGCCCAGCCCAGUCAGCCGCAUCAAGACCGAGCUCCUCAUGCAGCUGGACACAUCAGUCACCUCGGCAGAGGACCAGCUGGUGAUCAUCUGCACCACCAGCAAACCAGAAGAGAUGGACGAGGCCGGACGCAGAUACUUCAUGAAGAGACUCUUGAUCCCGUUGCCUGAUGGCAGUGCCCGGCACCAGAUGGUAAUACACUUGCUCUCACAGCACAACUACUGCCUCAGUGACAAGGAGAUCGCACUGACCGUACAGCGUACAGAGGGCUUCUCUGGCUUGGAUAUGACUCACUUGUGUCAGGAAGCCGUGUUGGGCCCACUCCACGCCAUGCAGUCCACAGACCUUUCCGCCAUCAUGCCUAACCAGUUGAGGCCGGUCACUUACCAAGACUUCGACAGCGCGUUGUGCAAGAUUCAGCCCAGCGUCUCGCAGAAAGAGCUGGACGUGUACGUUGAAUGGAACAAAAUGUUUGGCUGCAGCCAAUGACAAAGCCUAUGAAUACCACAGUGAUCAAUUAUUGGUCACAAGAAUGUGCUGCAUAGGGACCACUAUCCCAACCCCAAUACCCCAUCCCCCAA